Chelmon rostratus (copperband butterflyfish) is the source of this 7358-nucleotide messenger RNA. It is a transcript of the gene tg, whose product is annotated as thyroglobulin. The record is from RefSeq and is a predicted model, not a curated record. NCBI's taxonomy places the organism in Eukaryota, Metazoa, Chordata, Actinopteri, Chaetodontiformes, Chaetodontidae. Gene Ontology annotation, biological process: thyroid hormone generation.
UGUAGCGGUGCUCAGUCUGUCACCACGGAGACAAUGGCCUGGCUGCUCUACAUCGCCUGCAUCCUGGUCUGCUGCCCGGAGCUGCUGCAGGGCAAAGCCUCAGAGUACCAGCUGGAGUCGGAGAGUCUGAGCCAAUGUGAGUUGCUAAGGGGCGUGGCUGUUGCCAAGCAACAAGGUGACAUCCCUCACUGUACGGAGGACGGCAGGUUCAGGCCUGUUCAGUGCAGUGGGCGGGGUCAGGAGUGUUGGUGUGUUGACGCUGAAGGUCAGGAGGUCGUCGGGACUCGAACCAACGGCUCUGCUCCUCACUGUGCGUCUCCCUGCCAGCUGCAGUCGGUCUUGCGGUGUUCUCCGUCAGGACUCUUUGAGUCAGUUCAGUGUGACUCCAGCAGGGGGCAGUGUUGGUGUGUGGAUCAGGACGGUAUGGAGCUGUACGGGACCCGACAGGCUGGGACACCUCAUCGCUGUCCGGGCAGCUGUGAGGUGAGGUCGCGGCGUCUCCUCCACGCCUCCGGGUCUCGCUCUCCUCCUCAGUGUGCUGAAGACGGCGGCUUCCUUCCUGUUCAGUGUCAGUUCAUCAACAUGACAGACAGACGAGAGCUGGACCUGCUGCACGCCUUCAACAGUUUCCCAGAAGCCUUUGAGACGUUCAGCAGUUUCAGGAGGUUUUUCCCGAAGGUUUCCUCCUACUGCUUCUGUUCAGACAGCAGAGGCCGAGAGCUGGAGGACACAGGUGUGGAGCUCCUCCUGUCUGAGGUGUAUGACUCGGCGUUCUCCGGCCUUCGGUCCGGUCGCUCCGUCUCUCAGACCAACAUCUACAGAGUCCUGCAGAGGAGGAUGCUGGGAGUCCGCCUCGCGCUCACCGGACACUUCAGAUGUCCUUCUCCCUGUGAGGAGGAGCGACGGGCAGCGACGGAGGCAUCCAGUGUUUUCAUCCCAUCCUGUGAGACCGGAGGAUCCUUCACCUCCAGACAGUGUCAGCAGGGGGCGCUGUGCUGGUGUGUCGACCCCACAGGGAAGGAGCUUCCUGGGACACGACAGCACGGAGAUUCCCUGGUCUGCAGUUCAGGUCUUGUUGACUGUCUGUCUCAGCGUCGCCUCGCUCUGUCCCGGCUCUUCUCCGGUCCCGUUGAUCCUCCUCUCCGGGCCUCCUCUGGCAGAUCUCCGGCCUCCUGUCUCUCUCUCCUCCACCCUCUCAGGGAGCUCCUGUCCAUAGAGGCGGACCCGACCUCCUUCCUGUCUCACCUGGUCGAAGUCCUCCACGGUCUCUUCCCCUCGGUGGGCGGAGCCCUGCAGGCUCUGGCUCGCUCCUCCCCUCGUCGCCUCCAGGAGAACCUGUUCGGAGGGAAGUUCCUGAAGAACGCCGCCUCCUUUAACUUCAGCGGGGCGGUGGGAACUCGAGGGGCCCUCGGCCUGGGCCGGCUCUCCUCUCAGAGCGUCAGCCUCCAGAAGAACCGGGAUCUGGUCCAGUCUGUCAGCAGAGCUCUGGAGGACCCCGCCUUCCUCUCUGCCCUCCAGCACACACUGAGCGGACUGAGCAGGUCGCACUCACUGGAGCAGGCGCUGACUCCUCUGCUGCGCUCCUGCUCCGGGUACGAGGAGGAGGAUGCGGCGGCCGUCUUUGUCCCGAGCUGCACGGCCAGCGGUGCUUUCCAGGAGGUUCAGUGUCGGGGUGAGGAGUGCUGGUGUGUCGAUCCUCAGGGUCGGGAGGUCCGAUGUCCGUCCCGCUGCGAGAGGGCGCGAGCGACGGCUGUGAAGGUGAAAGGAAACAUGGCAGCUGGCACCGAAAUCCACAUCCCAGCGUGCUCUGAGGACGGAGACUUCCUGCCGCUGCAGUGCGUGGGAUCACGCUGCUUCUGCGUGGACGCUGAGGGGAAGACAAUGACUGCGGGGUCAGCAGGGGGCGCUGUGACCUGUCCAGAGAAGACACCGCAGGAGCUUCAGGCGUCUGCAGGUCGGUGCUCUCGGGCGUUGGCUGAGGUAACGACGUUCAGACAGGAAGUGAGGAGCAUCAUCGCGCUCUCUAACUCCUCCCACCUCCCUCUGGGAUAUGGAUUUCUAUUGGCUGAAAGUCUGCGUCUGACCCCGGAGGAGCUCCAGGUCAGCCAAUCAGAGGAGGAGCUGCAGAUCUCUGAUAGGCUGCUGAGCCGCUCCAAAGCUGCCCUGCGAUUGGCUGCUUUCUCCACUGUCCAGAUGUUUCGGCCACCUCUGCAUCGUUCAUACCAGCUGUUCACUCCACAGUGUGAUGCUGAUGGACAGUGGCUGCACACACAGUGCUACCACAGCACAGGUCAGUGCUGGUGUGUCGAUGAAGAUGGAGAGUACGUCCCUGAUUCGCUGACCGGCCGCUCACUCCACCUGCCGAAAUGUCUGACUCGCUGUCAGAGAGCUCAGGCUCACACUCUGCUCUCUGGUUGGAUGAGAGGAUCUGACCGUGCCGCCACCUCACCUUAUAGGCCAAAGUGUGAGGAGGACGGCCGUUUCUCAGUGCUGCAGACAGGAGGCGCUGCAGGCUGGUGUGUGAACCCGCUGACUGGAGAGACAAUACGGACGGCCACACUGAGCCCUGCAGGACAGAUGACAUGUCCCAGCUGGUGUGAGCUGCAGGGUUUCCAGUGUCGCCCCGAUGGCUCCUUCCUCCCACUGCAGUGUGAUGUCACUUCCUGUUGGUGUGUCUCUGAGGAUGGGCAGGAAGUGGGCGGGACCCGAACACCUCGGCAGACGGGACGUACACCGUCAUGUGAUCGUCCUCUCUGUCCUGCCUCCACCGUUACCCAUGGUGCACUGGUGUGUCGUCCAGCAGCCGACGGUCGUCAGGGCUGUGAUCUCAUCUGUCACCGUGGUUACCAGAACUCACUUCCUGUCAGCAGCUUCCUUUGCGAGACAGAGAGUCUGCGAUGGACCGGAGACAACGAACCGCUGAGUGGAGCCUGUCAGAUGUCUCAGCCUCUACAGUCGGUGUCGUCCUCUCAGCUUUGGUUGUUGACAUCGUCCUGCUCUCAGAUCAGCAGUUUACAGUCUCUGCUGUUGAAGACGAUGACCAGCAGGGGGCUCUGCUCUGCACAGCUUCCCGCAUCAGGUCGCUCGGUGUCGGUGUGUGACGACUCUUCGGUGCGCCUGCUGUGUGAGGGUGACAACACGCUGAAGUUGACGGUCAGAUGGACGGCCUACCUGUCUGACCUCCCGACCUCUGACCUCCCCGACCUCCACGAUGUCGGUCUGUUUCUGAAUGAGUCCAGACUUCUGGAGGGGGUUCAGGGACUUCUGGGUAAUAUCCGGUCCAUGCUCACAUCAGAACCCAAACUGGUUUCCAUGACCACACCAAGCUUUGGCUGUUCCCGUGGUUACCACCUGGACAGUGAUGGUGGAGGCUGCAUCGUUUGUCCUGCUGGGACUCUCUCCAGGGAGGGGGCGUGUUUCCUGUGUCCUCAGGGAACCUAUCAGGAUGAAGAGGGGCGGGACUUCUGCAACAAGUGUCCUAGAGGGUCUUCACCCGCCGGAGCAUCGUCUGUCAGUCAAUGUGUGACAGAGUGUCAGAGGCGGGGCCUGCGGUGUUCGGAGCAAGGCGACUUCCUGCCAGCGCAGCCUGACUUCCUGUCCGGCAGGUGGAGGUGUUUCAGCAGUGAGGGGGCAGAGCUUCACUGGACCAUCAGCGACAAGCCUCUGACUGAUGACAAGUGCUCAGUUCUUCGCAGGUUUCAGGCUGUUCCUGGAUCAGAUCUGAUUGUUGGUGCUGAAGACACUGAAGUCCUGAAAACAAUGACCUCUGACCUCUCCACCUGUGUCCAAGCGUGUGCAGUGGAGCCGUCCUGCCACCAUGUGGCGCUGUUCAACAGACAGACUCAGUGUGAGCUGUACAGCACACACACACUGAACACACACUGCAACACCUCCCAGCAGACCAGCGGGUUUCUGGGUAAUCCUCAGGCCGAGCUGUUUGAUUGGCUGAGGUGCUCUCCGAGAGUGAGGGGCAGAGCUUCAGAUCUACUGGUCAUCAGUAAGAAAGGGGCAGAGUUUUCCUCGCUGCAGCAGCACAGCUUUAUGAGGAUGAUGAAGGCGGUCUCAGGUGUGUUCAGGACUCAGGUGUUCUCCUCCAGGCGGACCUCUCUCUCUGACGCUCAUCGUUUCUGUCAGGACGGCUGCAGCCGCGACGCCUGCUGCGACGGUUUCAUCCUCAACCAGAACAGCCUGAGCGGAGGAUCUCUGCUCUGUGGUUGGCUGAGAGCUCCGUCAGUCCUGAUGUGCGGGUACAAGGACUGGGACGUGAUUGGACAGGGAACAGCCAAUCGUAUCUGUGGGGCGGGGCUAGCCUACAAUGAGCAGCAGAGGAGCUUCGUGCUGGACUUCGGAGGCCAGAAGUUCACAAUCACUGACUCGGCGCUGCCGGCUGACAGUAAGAACAAGAAGGACUACCAGGCCUCCAUCGUCAGCUUCCAGGCCGUCUACCUAAACACAGAUGCUGAGUCAGCAGCAGCUGAUUCUGCUUCCUGUGCAGCAGCAGACGUCAGUCCUCCUCUGGACGCGUCAGUACAGCUGAAGUUUGAGUCUCUGUCUGAGGACGACGUCCUCGUUGAUCCUCAGAGGAAACUCCCCAUGUUGUCCUUCUGGCUCAACAAGAGGAACUACAACUCCCAGCAGGCACUGCUCUGGUGUCUGACACGCUGCGACGCGGAGCCGCAGUGCUCUGUGGCCGACCUUGCGGACGCCGACUCGGUGGGCUUCUUCGGCUGCUCGUUGUAUCCGGACAGCAGAGUCUGCGGCGCGUACGACAAACCCCUGAGACGGCCCUGCCGCCCCCUGCUGGACAGGACGCCCAACAACACCUACAGCAAGAAGGUGAGUCUGUCCGGACCAGUGAAGAGUUUCUAUGACAGAGUUUCCUUCCAGAAGAUGGUUUCUUACUCUGUCCGCAGCCGAGUCAGUCUGAGAGGAAACACACCGCUGUCUGAGGGGUUCAUGGAGUGUGAGCGGCGCUGUGAUGAGGAUCCUUGUUGCCGUGGUAUCGGCUUCGUCCGAGACACCAAGUCACCAGGGGGGUCAGACGUGGUCUGUCUGUCUCUGAUCAGUCUCGGGGUUCAGACCUGCGGUGAGGACGACAUGACGACCUGGAGGACUCAGGACUGCAGACCAUCUGUCGUGAAGACCACACCGGACCCCUUCGGCUGGUACCAGAAACCUGUGAACCAGUGGACUUCGUCUCCGGCUCUCUGUCCUCCAUUCAACCUGCCGACAACCAAAAACAAUGUGUCUCUGGAUCGGUGGAGUCUCCUCUCCGACUCUUCGGUCCUCGUCGACCCGUCUCUCUCUAAGUAUGAUGUCAUCCACGUGAGCCGUGACAUCGCCACCGACUGGGACAAGACCAGAGACUGGUGUCUCCAUGCCUGUCAGGAGGCGGAGUCUUGUGUUGCUGUGUCACUCAGUGAGACGGAAUCCGCCACUCGCUGUAUCCUCUACCCUGACACCACAGCCUGUGGAUUAAGCUCCUCCCCCAGCUCAUCAAGCCACACCUCCUCAUGCAGACUGGUCAUUAGAGAGCCUGCCCCCCAGGUGUACCUGAGAACAGAGCGGUUGCCAUUGGUUACAUCCAUCUCCAUCCCAGGACAUGGCACCCUGCAGGGCGUUGCUGUGGAAACAGCCCUGGGUUCAGACAGGAAGACGGUUGUUCAGUUCCUGGGUGUCCCCUACGCCCGUCCACCAAUAGGAUCGCUCCGCUUUGAAGCAGCUCAGCCAGCUGAUUGGACGGGAACCUGGGACGCCACCCAACCCCGUCCCAGUUGUGUCCAGCCAGGUGACGUAGAGUCAGCGGCUUCCAGCGAGGACUGUCUCUACCUCAACGUCUUCACUCCCGCUGCUCUGAGGGGGCCUGUUCCAGUCCUGGUUUUCUUCUUUAACCCUUCAGCCAAUCAGAAACCAGGACUGUUGGAUGGCUCCACCCUCGCUGCUGUGGGUAAUGUCGUCGUGGUGACGGCUAGCUACCGAACCGCCGCGCUAGGAUUCCUGAGCACAGGCCUGUCUGGUCUCCAUGGUAACUACGGUCUGUCGGACCAGGAGGCGGUGCUUCGUUGGGUUAACGCCUACAUCUCUCUGGUGGGCGGAGACAACAGGAGAGUGACAGUCGGGGCGGAGCGACGUGGCGCUGACACCACCAGCCUUCACCUCCUCUCCUCCUCCUCCUCCUCCUCUCCUCCUCUGUUCCAGCGUAUGAUGCUGAUGGGCGGCGCUGUGUUUUCUCCAUCACUGGUUCAGACUCCCUCCACCUCCAGGCGUCAGGCGGUCGAUCUGGCCAAAGAGCUCGGCUGCGUGACCUCCGACCUCGACGAGAUGGCCGCCUGCCUCAGAGCGACGCCUGUUCACACUCUCAACGCCGCUCAGACAAAGCUGCUGGCCGUCAGCGGUCCGUUCCAGUCCUGGUCUCCGGUCCGUCAGUCCGUCCCUCAGUCGUCCUUCCACAGAGUCGACCUGCUGCUGGGAACGUCCGAACACGACGGUCUGAUCAGCCGAGCUCGCAGGAUAAAGGACUUCGAGGCUCUGCAGGGUCGAGCCGACGGUAAGACGGCGUUUUACGAGGCUCUGAGUCGCUCGCUGGGCGGAGCGACAGGAAGUGACCCGCUGAAGGAGGCGGCGGCCUGGUUCUACUCUCUGGAUCACAGCCCGUCAGCUGCUGGCUACAGCCUGUUCUCCAGAGCGCUGAACAACGCCACCAGGGAUCUGUUCAUCAUCUGUCCCAGUCUGCAGAUGGCUAGCCACUGGGCUAACAGCAAAGCUAACGUCUUCCUGUACCACCAACCUGCCACCAGCGCUCACAACAGGGCUGACGCGUCUGUUCCUCUGGACGUUCAGUUUGUGUUUGGGACUCCUCAUCAUCCAAUGAGCUCUCAGCGUUUCACUUCCUCUGAUCGGCGCCUCUCCCUGGCCAUGAUGAGCUACGUCUCCAGCUUCGUCCAGACCGGGAACCCGAACCCGUCCCCCGUGUGGGCCGAGUCCGUUCUGCCCCGCUGGCAGCAGGUCCUGUCCUCUGAAGCUCCGCCCACCUACCUGCAGCUAAGCCCCGCCCUCCGACAUAAUCAAGGUCUGAGUCAGAGCUCCUGCUCCUUCUGGAGCCAACUGGGAACCAGACUGACCAGUCUGAGAGGUGAGUCGGGGGCGGAGCCUGUUCAGCCUCAGAUCCCUGAGCUCCCAGUGGCUGCACCAUCCAGCCAAUCACAGACUGAGAAAGAUGCCUACAGCUAAACAGAUGACAUCAUCAUCCCUUCCUCAUGACAUCAGUUUCCUGCCACCAGAUUCAAACUGAUCCCAAACAAACAGCCUCUGUCUGAAUCAUCAAUAAAAGCAUUUUAAAGCGUCUCUGCCGUCUGUCU